This is a messenger RNA of Pipistrellus kuhlii (Kuhl's pipistrelle), 1569 nucleotides long. RefSeq names its product cytochrome b-245 chaperone 1. The record is from RefSeq and is a predicted model, not a curated record. The transcript is spliced from 8 exons. Bases 111 to 674 code for a protein of 187 amino acids. Lineage: Eukaryota; Metazoa; Chordata; Mammalia; Chiroptera; Vespertilionidae.
CGCCCAGACCCGGAAGUGAGCGCCCGCCCCGUGGCCCCAGGCUCCGUCCCGCGCCGCCGGUCCGCGUUCUCGCCGGCCUCCCGCUGAGAGUGUGUCCGCGCGGCCCCGGGAUGUACAUGCUGGUGGAGACGCUCUCCAGCUCCCGCCUCCACCUAAAGAGGGCGCCGGGCAUCCGGUCCUGGUCCCUGCUGGUCGGAAUCCUGUCCAUUGGCCUGGCGGCUGCCUACUACAGUGCAGACAGCCUGGGCUGGAAGAUCUUCUACGUCACCGGCUGCCUGUUCGUGGCCGUGCAGAACCUGGAGGACUGGGAGGAAGCCAUCUUCGACAAGAGCGCCGGCAAGGUUGUGCUGAAGACGUUCAGCUUGUACAAGAAGCUGCUGACCCUCCUCCGAGCAGGCCACGACCAGGUGGUGGUCCUGCUGAACGACAUCCGGGACGUGAACGUGGAGGAGGAGAAGGUGCGCUACUUCGGGAAGGGCUACGUGGUGGUGCUGCGCUUCUCCACCGGCUUCUCCCACCCCCUCACCCAGAGCGCCGUCAUGGGCCACCACAGUGACGUGGAGGCCAUCGCCAGGCUCAUCACCAGCUUCCUGGACCUGCACCGCCCGGAGAGCCCCGAGGAGCUGUCUCCGAGCAGCGACAGCGAGGCCGAGGGCCCCGCCGAGCAGGGCUGACCCGGCACCCGGCGCGGAUCCAUGGGGCCUCAGCAGGCCAGCCCCCCUCACCACCCAGCGUGUCCCUGGCAGCCCCCCGCGGUGGCCCAGCCUGGUGGUGUGGGUGUGAGUGGUGUGGCUGGUCUGGGCUGACCCACCCCACAGCCCACCAGCUGGGCAUGCUCCAGCCUCUGAAAGGGGAGGGGAGCGGGCUCCCCAGGGCAGGGCCUGAGGCUGGUGUUCCCACCCCCGAUUGGCUGGCCACACGUCCCGGGGAAUCCGCUGGACCAACCAGAAUGUGUUGGGCUGUCUGGGGGCGGACCCCCUCCCCUUCCUGUCCCAUCCCCUCUGCUGGGCCACGCCCACUUGGCGAGAAGAGGUUCUCCCAGCCUCCUGCCCAGGUUCAGGCUGGGACCUCUCUGAGAAGACAGACCUGACAGCUGGGCCUGUUUGUGGGGCAGGAAGUGGGCCGCACCCACAGAACUGGGCACCGAGCACCCCAGCCGGUGCAGCAUGUGGGGCUGCCGCUGCCUGGGGACACGGACCGCAGUCUACGUUCUCCCUCAGCGGGGCUGCGCCCACCUGGGCUUGGGAACGCGUUGCUGGACCUGCUAGUGGGUUCCACGUGAGCCCAGGGUGUGCCCCCCACACACACACCCAGGGUGAGGGCCUGCCCAUCCUUCACCAGAACUUUCAGGGCAGUCCUGAGUGUGCAGGACUGCCCUCCUGAGGCUGAGCAGCUCCGGGCGGGGGCAGGCAGGCAGGCCUGAGCCCCGCCCCGCCCCCCGGGACUGUGGGCCCUCGCCGGCCCUGUGAACACCCGGCGGUGAGAGGCCACGCUCCUGCCAGCACCUCUAGCUUUUCCUCCUUUUUAUUUCACGAGAAUUAAAGUUCUACGUGCAGAUCAGUGAGCGGG